AUGAGUUGGUGUGACAAGGUCGCAGGGCACGGCUCCAAUGCAUGCCUCUUCCAUGAUAUUAUGGAUUUGAUGCAGGGACGGGGUGCAUGGUCGCAGUAUCCAGUACUACCCUACUCCAAGAAGCUAGCCGCAGCCCAGGGUCAGCCUCUAAGCUCCAGCUUGCGUUGCGAGACCCAUAAUCAGUGCUGCCCGACAAACAUUGCCGUCGACUUCGACGUCUCCGGCCUCCCUUGCCCGGACAUGAGUCAGGCUGGCAAGCGCAGGCGACGUGCCGGCCCGACAUCAGCAGACCUGGAUAUGGGCAUGCUGGAGGACACUCACCCGGAUCAUGACUUCUAUCAGCUGUUCAGUGAGCCGGCCGAUGUCGGCUUCUUUGGGACAGCCCGUUACAGGACAUGGGUCAUCGGGUCUCACCAACGGUACUCAACGUGCCUACGAGAUCCCUUUGAGUUACAAGACCUGCUGACAACAUCGUUUCGCAAGCAUGUCUGUGCAAAGGUAUCAGACUAUCUUGUGGCGUCUGCGGCCGAGAUCCAGAUGGAAGCUGGAAUGGUAGCGUCACGCCGGGGCCUCUCCUUGCGGCCAGGCGUCACAAAUCUCGCUUACCUGCUUAGCGAGAGGGAGUUGUCCACGAAACAAGGCUUGGACUUUCGGUACGUAGAGAGGUAUGGUGCGCUGCCCAGUUCCAAUCCAGAGUUAGUGUACUACCUGGGAGACACUGCAGAGUAUUGCACCUGGAGUGCGGUGAGCAGCGCAAUCCCCACGUACCGCCGUAACAAGCACGCAAAGUACUGGCUGCCAUCGAUGCAGAGAUGGAUGACUGCCAAGGAACGCUUGGUCUCCAUGGGGUUCCCUUGUACCAAGGAGUUGGCCGAGAGCAUGUCUGUGCCAGCACUUGGGGCCACGGACGUGGCCAGGGCAGGGGACCUGCUCGGCAACGCUAUGCACUUCACGACGUGUGGCAUCAUGCAGCUGAUUGCUUUGUCGUGCUUUGGACCACCCGAGGGGGAUGGUGUUGCUUUGCUACCCGGAGCCGGCGUGCGGGACCUCCUCUAG
Molecule: messenger RNA, 1056 nt
Organism: Symbiodinium sp. CCMP2456
Lineage: Eukaryota; Dinophyceae; Suessiales; Symbiodiniaceae
Source: the annotation of a GenBank genome assembly